AGAACGUUCUGUUAUGGCGGUGUUUCUGUUUGAAAGCAAUUUACUUCCAAGGAAUUAAAUCUUUAAAAAUAAUUUUAAAAUAUUCACGAUAAUCAAAAUUACUGGAAAAUGCUUCGUCGAUUCCUAACAAAAAAGGACUCUGACAAGAAUGAUAAUGUAGUGUUGGUGUGAGAGGCCAGCUCUGACCAGUUUGAACAUAAAGCAGAUAGAAUAUUUUGGCCAGAUAUGGCUGGUUUAAAUGCUAAAAGAGUUUAAGCCCAGUCUCUUCACCUGAACAUGAAGCUCUUGAAGCAAUUUCAGACGUUAGCAGUGAAACUGAGGGUUUCAUUUGUCCUCAGUGUAUGAAAACAUUUAAUUCAGCAGAAAUCCUUCAGAACCAUUUCCAAGAACACAAUGUUAUCAAAAGAGAUUAUGCUGAUGGUGGUGAAGGUUUCCUCUGUCCACUUUGCAAAAAACCAUUACCCUCUCAAGAUGCCUUGGAAAAACAUUACAUGUCUGUACAUGAUGGUAAAAUUCCAACAGUGGAAGAAAAGUCACAGAUGGAAGAACUAAAGAAACAGCUAAAAGAUGAGCAAUGGUAUGUCACUGAGUUAAAGAAAGAACUUGAGAAAUACCAGGAGGGAACUGAUGGUGCAAUGCCUUUCACAAAGAAGGAACGAGAAGAAUUUGAAUUUUACCGAGUUCAGAUGAAGUCUUUUGAAGAAAAUCAAAAUGUCAGUGCUAAAGAAUUGCGAGCUAUGGCCACAGACUUAACUGAAACCAAAAAACAACUUGAAGAAGUUAACCAAGUAAAAGCAGGUAUUGAACAAAAGGCAGCAAAGUUGGCAGGUGAUAUUGUAACAGCCAAAGCUUUAGCAGAUGAGGUUUUUGGACAGAAAGCAGCUCUUGAAGAUCACAUUGCUACAUUAAAGCAACAACUUGAAGAUAAAACUCAACAAGUUGAGAAAUUAGAGAAUCAACUCUCUCUAAGACCCGAAGAAGAUGAUGCAACUGUCCUAAAACAAGAACUAAUUUCCGUUCAGACUUUGAUGAACAAAGUAAAUUUAGAACGAGAAAAAGAGAAAGAAGAUCUUGAAAAACUUUACAAUGAUCUUCGUAUAAAGCAUGAAGAGACUCUCAAACAAGUAGGACAUCUUGAAGCUCAAUUAAACUCUUUACCAAAAUCAGCAGAUCUUUCUGAUCUUCAUUCGGAAUUGAAUUCAAAACAGAGUGCAAUUCAUCAACUAGAACUACAAGUAGAGAAGAAAAAUAAUUCGAUUUUAGAAAUCAAGAAUGAGAAAACAAAAUUUGAAGAAGAAUUAAAAUACUACCAGCAGAAACAUGAUGAACACAGUAAAAGUCUGUCUCAGCUAGAGUCAGAAUUAGUAUCUCACAAAAAUCAAUUGGGAGAACUUCAACAAAAACUUGAAGAGAAAGAGGAUGAUUGUACAAAAUUAAAUCUAGAUAAUCAACAAUUAAAAGAAGAUUGUAAAAAAUAUCAAGAUAUGUCUCUGGAGCAUUCCAAUAAAAUCAAUGAGCUACAUUGCCACCUUGAUGGUAAAGCAGGAAAAACAUCAUCUUUAGAACAAUUAUUAGAGGAGAAGGAAACCAAAUUAGUAGAAACUAAUGAACGGAUUGUAAAGUUAGAGAAAACUGUUGAAGAACGGAAUUCAGAAAUUUCUUCACUUCAAACCCAACUGGCAGAAAUGCGUACCGAUAUGCAGGGUCAGUUGCAUAAGAAAGAACAAUCCUUGAAUGAGGUGAAACAACAAACUGACAAGCUUCAAAAUACCUUAGAAACCAGCCAAGUCCAAGUAAAAGAUUUAGAACGAGAACUGGAAAUGAUGAAUCAGCAGUUUGAAGCAAAAGAGAAAUUCAGUGAUGAGCUGAAGGCAGAGGUACGUGAAAAAUCAACCCAACUUCAAGAAAGUUUACGCAAGUUUGCCCUGAAUGAAGAAAAAUUAAAAGAAAUGGAAGAACAAACAGAAAAUUUGCGUAAAGAUAUUCAACGGCUUGAAGUAGAACGAACUGAUUUAAUUAACAAGAUUGAAGCUGGAGAGGGCGCUGAAACUGCCAUCAAUCAACUAAAACAAGAAAAUAAUAAUCUGACUGAAAAAGUAAACAAUUUAGAACAAGAACUUGAUAGAAAAUGUACAGAAUCUACACAAGAAAGUGAAUCGUUGCAUACACAAUUACAAGAGGUAAAAAGUCAACUUGAUGGGAAAAAAGACCAUGUUCAAAAGCUGGAAUCAAACCUUGAAGAGAAAAAUGAAAAAGUAGCCAACCUCCAGCUUCAGCUGCAACAACUUCAAGGUGAACUACAAACUAAGAGUGAACUUCUUCUAGCUAGUGAAACAUCCAGGACCACAGAACGAGUUGAUCUGGAAAAUCAUUUACAGACUAGUCACAAUCUAGUGGAGGAGAAGGUCACUGAAAUUAAUCGACUUAAACAAGAAAUAGAACAGCAAAAAGAAGAACUCAAAGGUAAAACAAGCAAAAAUGAUCAAUUAGAUGAUGCCUUGAAGAAACAGACGAACUUCAACAAUCAGUUAAUAUUGAAGUGUUCAGGAAUAGAACGAGAACUAGAUGAAAAUAAAAAACUACUGGCUCAGAAAGAAGAAACAAUAAGUCAGCUGGAACAGAACGUUGAAGAAAUUACAAAACAUUUUAAGAAAACUUCCUCGCAAUUGAAGCAAACAACAAAAGAAAUGAAUAAAACAAAUGAAGCAAAUAUUAAAGAAAAUAGUUCCUUGAGAGAAAAGCUUGAAAAAUCUGAAGCCAGAAUUGCUACCUUAUCAGCAGAACUGAAUUCCAGUAUAAAUACACUCGAACAGAAAAAUAAAGAUUCUGAAAAUAUUGAAAAGCUCUUUGAUACUACGAAAACAAAUUUAGAAGAAAGCUCAUUGAAAUGUAACAAUUUGGCAAAAACAUUAGAAAAACUUCAGCAAAGUAGUGAGAAGAGUAAUAAAGAAUUGACACAUAGGCUGGAGAAGGCAUUGUCAAUUCAAAAGGAACUGGAGAAACAGAUUUCAGAACUGACUGAGAAACAUAAUGCAACUUGUGAAGACAAAUGUCAAGUAGAGACCCAGUUGGAAGAAGUGAGGAAAAAUCUGGAAAGUAAAGCUGGAGAACUGGAGUCUGAGAAGAAAGCUUUUGAAGACAAAGAGACAAAUUACAAGAGAGUACUCAAAGAAAAAGGUGAUGCAUUCGAAAGUUCAAAACAAGCAUAUGAAGAACAAAUUACCACUUUACAAGCUAAUUUACAAUCACAAACAAAAUUAGUUGAAGAAAAAACAGAAGCUGAAAAAUCAUUAAAUGAGAAGAUUUCCAAUUUUGACAAUAUGAACUCAAGUUUGAAGAAACAAGUUUCUGAACUGAAAAAUACAAAGUCAGCCCUUGAAAAGGAAAAAGAAGAGAAGGGCAAGAACACAGCUGCUAAGAUUGAUUCAUUAGAGAAACAGAUACAUGAGGCAAAUUCACAAAUCGGAGAAUCUGAAAACAAAAUAAAGAUGCUAGAAGAAUCGAAAACUGAUUUGACAUCAAAACUAGACAAAACAAAUACUGAACUAAAACUUGUUGAGACCAAAUCAGCUAAUCUUCAAAAGGACCUGAACAAAUCUGUAGAACAUGAAAAAGAAUUGACAACAUCUUUAGAACAACUAAAUGAGAUACGUACAUCUAUGAACAGCAAAAUGGUUAAAUUAGAUGAAGAAUUGAAAGAGAUGACUAGGAUUAAAGAUGAGCUUGAGCAGGAAACAACACAAUUAAAAUCACAAGUGAGCCAAAUAGAAACUUCUCUGAGUUCAACUGAAAAACAAAGAGAUGAAUUUGCUAAAAACCUUGAGAACACCAGAAAUGUAAUGCAAGAGGAAACUAUUAAGUUAAAGCAAAAUGUGAACACACUACAAGAAGCAAAACAGUUGUUAAUUGAUCAGAAACUCCAGUUGCAGUCAGAAAAGUCAGAAUUAGAGACAACUAUCAGUAAUGUACAAGAAGAACUGAGCAAAGUCAAAGAAAAAUCUGCUUUAUCUCUUACAUCCUUUGAAAAUCAAAAUGCUGAACUUAAAGAACAAUUAAGCUCCAAAGAAAACAGUUACCAGCAGCUUGAGAAAAAAUGUGAAGAAAAUGAAACCCGUUAUGAAAUGCAACUGGCUGUAGUAACUGAGAAUUUGACAACAGUUCGUGGGGAUCUGGUUGUAUCUCAACAAGCUGUGGAGGAACAGACCAAACUCUGUGAUGAGCUUCAAGGACAAAAACUUGAGUUGGAAGCAAAAUUGGCCAACAGCAAUGAUGAAAGGAAAUUACUGCUGGAACGGUGUCUUGCUAGUGAAAAUGAAUGUGAAACACUUCAGGAAAGGAUAUCAGUGGUGACAAGAAGAUUAGAAGAUGCUCAAGCAGCCCUACAGGAACUAGGUAGAGAAAACCAAUCAUUACAGAUUAUGACAACCAAAGUACAGAGUCGAAAAUGGACCGAUGAUAGUCAAGUGACUGAAUGUAUGGGUUGUGCCAAAUAUUUUUCUGUGACUAUUCGGAAACAUCACUGCAGAAACUGUGGCAAUAUUUUCUGUAAUGAAUGUUCCACAAAACAGUCAUCAAUUGUAUCAUCUAAAAAUCCAGUCCGUGUCUGUGAUAAUUGCUACAAGGAACUUCAGGAUGGCAAAUGAUCAAAUCCAUCAGAUUAGCUAUUUUACACUGCAACUCUGGAAUGAUAUGUGUCUUAUCUUUAACUUUCACAAAAAUAUAUUUUCAGUUGUUGAAGAGAUGAAUGAAUUCAAUAAAGACUCUUUACCUUGCAUGAUUUACCAUAAUACUAAAUUAUAGAUGGCUGCUAAUGUUACUUAGUUACAGUAAAGAUAAUCACACAACCUCUUUCAAGUAAAUUCUGUUACAAAAAUUGUUCAUUUAAAAAAUGUAGAUUCAAUCCUGUUGAUCAUUUUUCAUUCAGAUUUUAUUAUUAAGAAGUUUGACAUUUUCUUCAGUAUUACUUUUACAUCUUCCUAGAUGUUUCCAUGUACUCAUGUGAGUCUUAUUUUCCCUCUUCAGUGAUAUAUCUAUUUCAAAGGAAAUUAUAUUUAGUGUGUGUGUGUGUGCGUGCAUGUGGUUUAAUUAAUACAUGCUGCUUAACUUUGACUAAUGAACCUAAUGAGCUAGUCUGAAAGCUAUUCUGAAAGAAUACUUGAGUGAGUGGGUAAAGCACCACACUAUUUUGGUUGAGGGAAAGAUAUAGGAGAUUAACCUGAUAUCAAAAGAUAACUUGUACAUUUAACAUACAAUGUAAUUUCCCCAGGAUUUGACUUCAGAAAAUAGAUGCAUGCAAUUACUAUACCAUAAUGCAUCUAGACAAUUAUUGUAUCUUCUGUGCCAAUAUCAUUGUCUUCUUUCUAGAAUAACAAUGUUAAAUACUUGUUAUCAAUGUUUCAACUAUGUAGUUUAAGUGCUAAGUUUUCGUGCCAAAAAUCCUGAGUGCAAACUAUAAUAUUUUGACUUUUAACCCUUUCAUAGAUAUAUUUUUACUGAACAGACUGCCUGUAUGUUUCAGUUAAUUCUCUGUAUAAUCAAGUUUUUGGAAGGACUUAAAAAAAUAUCUAAAUUUAUAGAUAUACUAGUGUUGACUAACUGAAAUCUUACAAUGUUAUUCAUGUUGUGAUGAGAUUGUGAGUGAGAUUUCAAUUUAAAUAGAAAUACUUUAGUAAGGGCAGUCUCAAGUGGGUUUGUAUUAAAAGGUUUAAACUCUUCAAGUCUGUUCAGAGUUAUGCAACUGUAAAAUUUAGAACUUCCACCACAUUUACAUUUAUGUAAGUGAUGUUAAGCAAGACACAUAAUUCUGUCUCUGUUUACCAAACUGUAAACUGAAAUACUACUGCUAAUUCACACUUGUAUGUUUAACGUUAAAUAAGACACAGGACUCUGCUAUUUACUGUUUAUAGAGGAAUUGUUGAUGUUAGUAAAGACACCUGACCAUAAUUUCCCUUCUUUGACUUCUCAUGCAAUUGUCCAGACUUACAGUACCAGCCAACAAGAGGUGGCACUUUUUUUAAAAUAGUGAAAUUUUAUUUUCUAUUUGUUCACAUUAACUUUUGAAAAUAAAAAUAUAAUUUUGUUUUAUUUUUUUUAACGCAACCACUUUAUCAGAAUUCUGGAAAGAUAUUGAUGAAAUUGAUCUCCAAAAAUCUGUAUAAAAGAAUAAAACUGUCUUUCAAUAAAAGCGAAACUGUCAUAAAUUUAUAAACAUUUUACAUGUAUAAAAGAUAUAAAUACUAUUGAGAUAAAACCUUAUCAAAAUGCUUAAAUUUUCAUAA
Messenger RNA from Octopus bimaculoides (California two-spot octopus), 6278 nucleotides. RefSeq lists its product as uncharacterized. Gene Ontology annotation, cellular component: early endosome. The record is from RefSeq and is a predicted model, not a curated record. Gene Ontology annotation, molecular function: 1-phosphatidylinositol binding; metal ion binding. Gene Ontology annotation, biological process: endocytosis. NCBI's taxonomy places the organism in Eukaryota, Metazoa, Mollusca, Cephalopoda, Octopoda, Octopodidae.